Molecule: messenger RNA, 411 nt
Organism: Haliotis rubra (blacklip abalone)
Lineage: Eukaryota; Metazoa; Mollusca; Gastropoda; Lepetellida; Haliotidae
Product: WAS/WASL-interacting protein family member 3-like
Exons: 2
Coding region: 1-411 (136 amino acids)
Source: RefSeq, a predicted model, not a curated record
AUGCGGAAAAAAGCCAUGGAAAACGCAAAAGAAGACCUACGUUUCGCUACCUGGUGUCGGCUACUGACAGUGAUAGCACUCCAUCUAAAACGCCGUAGAGAUUCAAUCAUUCCCAAGCCACCACCAGCCCCUGUGCCACCAGCCCCACUUUGCCACCACCACCACUUUGCCACCACCAACCCUUUGCCACCACUCAGCCCCUUUGCCACCACCAGCCCCUUUGCCACCACCAACCCCUUUGCCACCACCAGCCCCUUUGCCACCACCAGCCCUUUGCCACCACCAACCCCUUUGCCACCACCAACCCCUUUGCCACCACCAACCCUUUGCCACCACCAACCCUUUGCCACCACCAGUCACCACCAACCUUUGCCACCACCUCAACCCCACUCUAUCCCCAGAUUCCCCUAG